Molecule: messenger RNA, 3404 nt
Organism: Planococcus citri (citrus mealybug)
Lineage: Eukaryota; Metazoa; Arthropoda; Insecta; Hemiptera; Pseudococcidae
Exons: 3
Coding region: 491-3271 (926 amino acids)
Source: RefSeq, a predicted model, not a curated record
CUUCUGAGUUCUGAACUUCUGAUGGAGACUGAAGUGGAGUCGAUGAUUUUGUUUUGUCGGUUAUUGAGAAUUUUAUUUCAGGAUCGAGACAGUGGAGAGUGGAGAGUUCUGCGUUGUGGAAUUACAACACUGUGGUCUUCGAUUUUCGCCUUUUGCUAAGUUAUCAAUAAUUUUCCUUAUCUCAGUUAGUGUUAGUCAUCGUCAUCCGGUUUGAUUAUUGGUUACAUUACAGACAGAUUACAUAUAAUUCAUUCUGUUUCUGAUUUCAUUCAAUUGGAAGCAGAAGAUUGUCCCAGUGUUUUUCAAAAAUAUUACACAUUUCAUCUAGGAAACCUGGACAAAGACGUAGUGAUUACUUACCCUGUUGAUUUCAAAGGAAGGGGAAAGUUUCAGAAGUCGUAAUUCAGAUAUCGAAUGCAACAUAUUUUAUUACUCGUUGCUGUAGUCGUCGUAUCUCGUAUUAUCAACAGUUGAAUAAGUAUUCAUCGAAAUGGCCCCAACGGUACGCAUUCCUAAUUUAAAAGAAAUCGCAUCUGCUCGCAUAGCCGUUGCUUUAUGGAACCACUUAGAUAUUCCGGAAAUCUUAUGGAUAGACAAUAAAAACGAUUAUGAAACUCCAUUGAUCGACGACGUAUUGGAAUUAGUGAAGCAGUUGCCACUUUUUGAUAGUGUAGAAACACUUGUCAAGACGCACGUCCAGAAAGUAAAAACAGAAUUAGAAUCUUGGGUUUUUCACAUUUCCCGUUACAUUCUCCAUCCUAAAGGCACAAAGAACGAAUUGUAUUGUGAUAUCGAUAAGAUAAUUUGGUACUCCGAUUGCACCAUAAACUAUAAAACAACGGCUAGAAAUUUGCUAAAUUCGCUCAGAUUAAGCGAACUUGAGAAAUACCACAUUUUAUGUUGGUAUUGUUUUAUAGACGAAAUUCAUCGUUUAUCGCCGUUGUUAUUUACAGAAAGGGUCGUUGAUCAUACCGACUUUGAUUCAGACGCGUUGAUUUAUUAUUGGAAUUGUUACUUCAGAAACAAAUUGGACAAGAUUCCUGUCGAAGAAGGUUUAUCUCUGGAUGUUUUCAUGUUUCGAGAUGAGUAUCUCACAUGGCCUGCAAGAGAGUAUUUCUUCGAUCAGUUAAAUGAGGAAGAACAAGUUGAGAAUUUCAUUUGGUUGCUUGAUAAUAACGGUAACAUGUACAUGUACCAGAAACAAUUAUUGAUGAAAUUGAACGAGAAUCAAUUACUGCGAGUGUAUAAAGAUCGGGCUGUCAGAAUAAUUGACCACUUCGUGUAUACUGAUGAUCAUUUUCAAGAAAUUCUUCCAACGUGGUACGAUGUUCGAGAUUUAAUCACCGCAGAUCAGUUUGCUUCCAUACUUAAGAAGUUGCUAGGUACACUCAUGCAAGGUGGCGUUCCUGGUAGUAUUUUAAUAGAAAUUUGGACCAGCGCUAGAAAUGAUUUCAGAUCUCACGUUCUAAAUAAUCUACCAAUCGUAAUUUUUGAGAAAACACUCGACUGGUGGAAAAGAACUAAAGACGAGAGCUUUCUAACCACGUUGCUCCAAGUUGCGAAUGCAAAUCUCAAACGAGAAAUCAGAUCGGGACCAUUUUUCAACCAAUUUUGUAAAGAUAUGGUCUUACGGUUACAAUUAAAGGAGCUGGAAUGUUUGUUUCGUGUAUGGUCUUUGAGUGGUGAUGACUUGAAUCAGUUUAAACGAGAUUUCACGAAUACCGAAUUUUUUGUGGAUACUUGCGAAACAAUAUUCAAAUUAGGUACAUCUCCGUUCGAUUCAGAUGAUGAAAAAAAUUAUAUAGCAGAAUUGGAACACUUGUGGAACAUAUGGUUUACCGAUGUCGAAGAAGUAACCAGAUUCAAGCGAGACUUUACCCGAAAUUCAUUGUUUCUGGAUCGUUGUGAAUCAUUGUGCCAUGGAGAUUUUUCGACUUUAGAAUCCGUUUUGAACUUAUGCCUUCUAGAUGAUGAAGAAUUUGAAAGAAACUUAGCCAAAAGUAAAUACUUAUUUGAAUACUGCGAAGAACUGGUAAUUAGUGGACGUUUAAAAACUCUCCAACAAUUGUUGAAAAUAUGUUUUCGCAAUGUCGAUGCUCUAACUGAACUUCAAAACAAAUUCGUGAAGAAAACAUUUUUUGAGACGAAAUGUAGAAAAUUGAUCAAACACGAGAAGAUAGACGUUUUGAAGAGCUUGUUCAAAUGUUGCCUUUCAAAUACCGAAGAAGCGACGAGAUUUAAGCAAGGUCUUGUAAGCGAGUGGGUUCCUAUGUAUUAUUUUGAUCAGUAUCCUUUUACACCUCAAAUACUGACACAGUUGUUGAAUUUAUGCCUUCCUAAAUCUCCCGAAUCGGUUCAAUUCAUGCGUGACUUGGUGUACGAUUCAUACUACGUGAAAAAAAAUUACUUGCAGUGGUCUAGGUACGAGAAACCAAAAACGAUGAGUGAUUGGCUUAUGGCGCUUUUUAUGUCACAAUCUAACCUUGUAGCAGAAUUCAAAAAACACGCGUGGAUGUCAUCCGAAGGUGUAAUGCGGGCUGCGGAUUUUUUUCCAUAUGAAAAAAGCGAUAAAUUGAAUGAAAUAAUUGCAGAUGUUUUUCCUGAUACGGAAUCCGCUAACGAAUUUAGAAGAAAGAUCAUGUUUUCGUCUGAGAUGACUUAUAAACUGAAACGAUUGAUACUCAUCGAUGAUACUAAGUCAUUGAAUGAAGCAAAAGAACUCAUCGAAGGAUUUCUCACAUCAAACGAAGAUCAACGAACAUUGAAGAAGCAUUUAAUCGAUAAUCUGCGACUAAAAAACACCGAAUUGUUUUACAAAUACGGCGACUCAGGUUGGCAAUCUUUGGUGCAAUGGUGUUUAGAAGACGAAGAAGCGGUACGAGCGUUCAAAUGGGAAUUACCAAUCGAUGAAUUUUUUGAAAAUAAAUUGAAGGAAUGUACUUUUCAAACGUACGACGAACAUCAUCGAGUAUCUCGUUGUACUUUGAAGAAGGGUUUUGUGUUCGAUUCAUUGGAUCAGAUUUUGAAUUGGUAUUUUGAAUCACCGACGAAAGUGAAAGAGUACAAGGUACGAAAAAUCAACGAUUACGAGAAUAUCAAAACGAUCAACACCCUGUUGAAAAAGAAUUGCCAUUCGUCUUAUAUGGUGAAAUUGAUGGACUGGUUUUUUGAAAACGAUCAUGUGGAAAUGGCGAAAUUCAAAAAGAAGCACGAAGGAGAACAGUUUGUCAAUUUGAUUAGAAUUCGUCGCCAAAGUUAUUUUAAAAAAUAAAUUUACCUAGGUUGUGAUCGAUGAUUUUACGAAUUUUAUCAUUCGUGUAUCUGGCUGGAGAGUUGGCGUGAUUUCUCAUUUUGAUUUAGAUUACUGGUGUUAAUACCUAUUUGUAUUUUGGUAAAUCGUGUGU